Nicrophorus vespilloides is the source of this 1900-nucleotide messenger RNA. RefSeq names its product poly(A) RNA polymerase, mitochondrial (gene MTPAP). Gene Ontology annotation, biological process: mitochondrial mRNA polyadenylation. The coding region runs from base 56 to 1828 and encodes 590 amino acids. Lineage: Eukaryota; Metazoa; Arthropoda; Insecta; Coleoptera; Silphidae. Gene Ontology annotation, molecular function: poly(A) RNA polymerase activity. The record is from RefSeq and is a predicted model, not a curated record. The transcript has 6 exons.
AUAAAGUAGAGACCUUUUGGUUUUGAUAACCUCAAAUUUAUUUUUGCAGGUUAUCAUGUCUAUAUUAUUUUCCCUGAAAAACUCGAUAUGCUAUCAAAAUUCAAUGCUGAGGAUAUUCCACAGAAAGCAUUUGCUUUUAAAUUUAAACAAAAAUCUGACGACGCAACUGUCGCAGCAACCGCUUGCAGAAAACCAAAAGGUUGUAUCAUUUGAUGAUAACGUGAAGCAACGACGAGAUGAGGCGAAUCGCAGUAUUCUUGUGCAGGUGCAAUCUGCACAUUCCUUCCAUGAGCUGCAGUCGUAUUGCAGCUCUGUUGGGACUGUCAAGAAGAUGAUGCAUUACUCAACUGGUGUGGAACCUAUGCAUUUCAUAAUAGUCGAAUUUGCCAAAGCCAGCGAUUUACAAAACAUAUAUACAAUGAGCUCUUACAUCGAAGACACCCAAGUGGUUCCGGUUCAAUCAUCUUAUCUUUGGUUCAGAGCAGCCACAAAGAAAUUGUCUAAAAACAAGAACAAGAGUAUUCAUAAAUUGAAUGUGGAGAAUGGAAAUCAUAUUCUUAGAGAUAAUGAACUGUUGCAAGUUUUGAAUUCAUGUGCGGAUGUGAAUGAGCAAAUGGUCAAUUUGCACAACAGUACCAGGUUGAAUGAGGUUGGGACUAGGUUGAGAUUUCUUGUUGCAAAGCAAAUUGAGAUGGCUAUUUCAGGAAUGUUUCCAAAUUCAGCUGCAUUGCCGUUUGGAUCUUCUGUGAAUGGAUUUGGGAAAAUGGGCUGUGAUUUGGAUUUGGUUCUUAGAUUAAAUGAUGAGUCGAAAGUAAUUACAGAUGAAACUAGGCUAGUGUACCAUUGCAAGGCUCUUUCUGGGUCUGAACGUUCGAUAUCUCAAAGGCAUAUGGAAGUUAUAGGAGAUAUUCUUCAGCUAUUUUUGCCUGGAUGUUCACAAGUUAGGAAGAUAUUGCAGGCACGAGUUCCUAUUAUAAAAUAUUACCAACAAUUGACCGACGUCGAAUGUGAUUUAUCAAUGUCGAACACUUCUGGUUAUCACAUGUCCGAUUUUUUGUAUAUAAUGGGUGCAAUGGACCAUCGAGUAAGACCUCUGAUCUUCACAAUCCGACGAUGGGCGGCAACAGUUGGAUUAACCAAUUCUUCUCCUGGGAGAUGGAUCACAAAUUUCUCUUUAACAUUAUUGGUGAUAGGUUUCUUGCAAAAUCUACCGAAACCGGUUCUACCGUCGCUGAAUGCUUUAGUUAAACUUGCUGGCAAGAAUGACAAGUAUAUAACAGAUGAUGGCAUAAAUUGUACAUUUCUCAGGGACAUAAAUGUAUAUUUAGCUACGAAUCCAAUUGAGAAUACGGAUUCUUUGAAAAUACUUCUGCUGCAGUUCUUUGUGUACUAUUCUCAAUUCGAUUUCUCUUCAAAAGCGAUCUGCUUGAAUGAAUCCAUGGCGAUCGCGAAGCCGGAACAUAGCGCGCUUUACAUUGUGAAUCCUCUCGAAAGAGGUCUGAACGUGAGUAAAAACGUGAGUCCCGAGGAACUGGAGAAGUUCAGACUGGAGGUGCGGAAUGCGGCAUGGCUAUUAGAAUCGGAUGAAACGAAGGACAGCAACUGGGGUAUAAUCCCUCUUUUAACAGCGAAGAGGAUAUUAAGCAUGAAUAACGGUAAUUUACCUAGGACAAAAUUGUUAGAAGUUAGCAAGUUAUUUGAGGACGACAAGGACGGUCCAGUUUAUAAGAAUAAUGAUGUGAAGAAGCAAGUUCAGAAUAUCAGGAAAGAUACCAAGAAGCAAUUAGAAAAUACUUUAAAUGUGAAUCAGCAAAAGUCUGGAAGGUAGUGACACGAGAAAUUACAAAUUACACCUUUUAUAUAUAAUAUCUAAAUUGAUUUGUUAUUAAAACAACAAAGA